GCCGCUGCUCAAUAUAUUCCCGGUAUUAAGAAGCUGCAAAGGUGUACCAGUUGGGAUGCGAAUGUGGUACCGGCCGUUGACAAGGGAUAUGAACCCGAGAACCGGUCCGUGGAUUGUGCCAACUUUUCAUUUUCUAUUUUGUUGAGCUGGUAAGAAGAAGUGAGAGAUAGAGACAGGAAGAGAGAAGAAAGAGCAUUUCAACAUGGCUCUGGAAGAGGAGUUGGUUUCUGCCUCCCGUGAUCUUGGCCCCUCAACGCCCCGGAGUGCAAUCAACAAUUCUUCUACCCCCUCAUUUCCUUCCUCAUUAUCUUCUUCUUCUUCUUCUUCUUCUUCUUCUUCUUCUUCUUCUUCUUCGUCGUCGUCGUCGUCGUCUUGCUCCUCGGAAACUUGUCUUUUCUUCUAUUUCAGAGGCGUCAACUUCAAGCUGUCGAUCCCGGAUGCACAUUUUCACUUGGUUGAACCGCACCGCAAUGCUUUCCUUGCGUCCUAUCCAGUCAAGAGUGGCUGCCCUAGUAGGCUUGAAUUAGCGUUGGAGUUUCUGGAUUUCCUGCUCACAUAUCAAACUUUCUCUCCGGACGUCGCCUCUACGGUGUUACGAGCCUUUGAAACGGAAUUCCUCAGAAACGUGACCGAGAUACACUCCCUCAUAGCGGGCUUGACCACUAGAUCAAAGGACAGACAACACUGGCUGGGAAUAUACUAUCGGUUCGUUGAGGCGAGCGAUCGAGAUAAUUCAGGGCAGCCCCCGAGUGCCUUUUUCCAACAUGUCAAAGCCAACGAGUUCCAGACAAUGGCUGCUUUUGGAGGCCAAGGGGAGUCAAGCCGAACAUGUGUUCGGGAAUUCGGCGAACUUUAUAUUUCGUACAGACCAAUUUUGCGUCGAUUCGUCCGAGCCAUUGGCUCCCGUCUUUAUGACCUCUCCACGCAGGACGAGUUCAGUUCGUACUAUGGAGGACGGCGGCUGGAUCUCGAAGCCUGGAUUAGCGGCACCGCAGCUGCUCCUGAUACUGCCUUUAUAUCUUCAGCUCCAGUCAGUGCCCCAAUUAUUGGGGCACUCAGUCUUGCUCGAUACUGUGUUACAUGCCAUAUUGUGGGGUAUCAUCCAGGUGAAAUGCGAUACCUGCUGCACGCCGCCACCGGCCAUUCGCAGGGUCUUCUAGCGGCUAUUGGUAUCGCAGCGUCAGCUUCCUGGGAUAAUUUCUACCAAAACGCCCAGUUAAUUGUGGAAGUCCUAUUUCGGCUUGGCUGGGAGUGUCACCAUGUUGCACCUCACAGCUUCGUCCCAGCCGCAAAGCACGUCGAAGAUGAUAAUGCAAAUACGCCAUCUUACAUGCUAAACGUACGCGGCCUCCGAAGAAAGGAGAUCGAGGCAGUAAUCAACCAUAUCAAUGUGGGCCUACCAGCAUACCAGGUCCUUUUCCUGGCCCUUGUUAAUGCCUUUGAUCAAUUUGUCAUAGCCGGGCCAGUCGCCUCUUUGCUCUGUCUGGAAAGACACCUGAUGGAAAUCAGUAGCAAAGACAAAGACCAAAGCAGAAUCCCUUUUAAUGAUCGGAAACCAUGUGUCCAACAUGGGUUUCUUCCGGUAAGCACGCCAUUUCACACCCCCUACCUGGCUCGAGCGGCGACACGCGUUAAGCAAUAUUUUUCGGAUCGUUCCAUAAAUUCACACCAACUGGCAAUCCCUGUCUACCACACUCGAACUGGUCUGGACCUACGUCAACUAGAGGGAAAUGUUCUAUUCAUGGCUAUUGAAGCCAUCGCGUCUGAGCAAUGCAAUUGGCCCUCUGCACUGGCAGGCUAUCCUGCAUCCCACAUUCUAACAUUCGACCGAGGUGGUCUUGCACCAUUGAUAAAGCGAGUGCGGGAGGGCUGGGGCAUUCGAGUGGUCCAGGCGAGUGAGCUGGAUGCGAGGGAUCCUGAAAUGGCAACCAUGCGGGACUUGUUCGCCCCAAGGCUUUUGGAUUCGUCGACUAGGCUGAAAAGCUGGGGCCAGCAGUUUCAACCACAACUGAGGCCGGGAGAGAAGAGCCAGCUGGAGACUCGCUUGAGUCAGAUAAUUGAAGCGCCACCUAUCAUGGUUGCAGGGAUGACUCCUACAACGGUGCAUCCAGAUUUCGUUGCCGCAAUAAUGAAUGCCGGAUACCAUGCGGAACUUGCUGGAGGGGGCUACCACACUGCACCUCAAAUGGAGGCGGCUAUUAAGAAGCUCGUUAACAACAUCGAGCAAGGGCGAGGAGUUACCUGUAACCUCAUUUACGCUAACCCCCGAUCGAUGUCAUGGCAAAUUAACCUCUUGCGCCGCCUCUCACAAAACCAAGUUCCCAUAGAUGGAUUGACAAUAGGGGCGGGUGUUCCUUCACUUGAUAUCGCAAGCUCCUACAUAGAGUCGCUAGGGUUACGUCAUAUCAGCUUUAAACCAGGAUCUGCUGAUGCAAUACGACAAGUGGUGGAAAUUGCCAGGAAGCACCCGUCAUUUCCGGUUAUCCUACAAUGGACGGGGGGACGAGGAGGAGGUCAUCAUUCAUUUGAAGACUUCCACGCCCCGAUUAUCGCGAUGUAUGGCUUGAUCCGACAACAGCCAAAUAUCUAUCUCGUUGCUGGAAGUGGCUUUGGAGAUAGCGAUAGUAUUUAUCCUUACCUCAGCGGAUGUUGGUCUAUGGCAAUGGGGUACCCUGCUAUGCCGUUUGAUGGCAUAUUACUGGGCAGUCGCAUGAUGGUGGCAACGGAAGCUCAUACCUCACUUGCAGUCAGGAGGAUCAUUGCCGCAACUCCAGGAGUCCCUGAUGCUGAAUGGGAAAAGACAUAUACUGGGCCAGCCGGAGGACUAGUCACUGUCAGAUCUGAGAUGGGUGAACCUAUCCAUAAAAUCGCCACCCGUGGAGUUCGUCUUUGGGCUGAAAUGGAUAGGACUGUAUUUAGUCUUUCUGAAAAGGGACGCCUAGAAUACUUGGUUCGACAUCGUCACUCAAUUAUCCAAAGACUGAAUGCCGACUUUGCAAAGCAGUGGUUUGGCCGUGACUCUAAAGGUCAAGUUGUCGAUCUUGAAGAAAUGACAUAUCUUGACGUUCUAACGCGCUUGGUUGGUCUAAUGUACAUCGCCCAAACCAGGUGGAUUGAUGAAUCCUACAUCGAUCUUACAAUGACAGUGGCCAGGCGGUGGUUGGAAAGGUUGCGAUUUAUCCCGAUACAUGCCUCAGAACUUGGUACCGAUAUACUGAGACAAUCUCCAGAUAGAUUUCUGGAAUCGUUUGUUCGGGCCUGUCCAACGGCCGAAGACGACCUGCUAAACCCUGAGGAUGUUUCAUUUUUCCUGAAACAGUGUAAGCAGCCAGGGAGAAAACCAGUAAAUUUCAUCCCAGCUCUGGACGAGGAUUUUGAGUUUUACUUUAAGAAAGACUCGCUAUGGCAGGCAGAGGAUAUUGAUGCUGUUGAAGGGUGCGACGCACAGAGAGUGUGCAUAUUGCAUGGCCCUGUUGCAGCGCAGUAUUCUCGAUAUCCAAGUGAGCCUGCCGGAUAUAUCCUAGAUUCUAUCACCGAGGGAGUUGUCACCAGACUACAUGAAAAUUCCAUGGCGGAGGAGUUAGUCCCAGACCUGGAGAGUGGGCUUGCUACGCCGGCCUCCUGGUCAAGCGUGUCAUCAAACGGAAGGGAGUUCAGUGAAGAAACAUUGAGUACAUCAAUAACCUCACUAUCUGACCCAUCCGAUGAUGCUUCCUUCUCAUCAGGAGGUGUUAAUAUCACACCAAAACCUGCUUAUCCCCUUUGGAUUCGAGCCCUUCUCGAGAAUAAUGUUAUAUUACAAAGGGGUGUACGACAAAAAAACCUGUUCCAUUGGUCCAUGAAAGCUAUACCCGGCGCUUCUAUGGAAUACCACCCAGAUGCCUGUGAGUUAGUGCUGACAGCUCAAGAAUCGCACCAAGUGGUCUCGUCAAUGAAGGCUAUCUGCCACAAUAGUUCUGAUAUUAUGAUCGAAAUAAAUCCACCAAAGGGGUCCGAACCACUGAGGUUAUUUUACGGGUUUGAUCAAACAAAUGCCUCAUUCCGGAUAAGAGAGGUAAUGGAACAGCGGAAUGAGCGCAUCAAAUUAUUCUAUAGCCACCUUUGGUUUGGAGAUGAACUUGUGUGCGAUAAAUCCUUAGAGGACACGUUUUAUGGGCCACAAAUUACCUUAACUCAAGAUAUGCUCGACGAGCACACGGCGACGAUAGGCCUAGCCUUCAUUGACCGCCGACAAAUGGCCAUGGGUACAGAUGUGCUACCAAUUAACUUUGGUAUCAUCAUUACAUGGGAUGUUAUAUCUCAGCCAUUAACGCUGUUUCAGGUCGGUGGCGACCUGCUUCGCCUCGUCCAUCGCUCGAACUCGUUUGAUUAUUACCCCGAUGCAACCCCCCUGCGACUGGGCGAGACAGUGACCUCUGAAUCAAGUGUCUGCGGCAUCUAUGACGAAGACGCGGGAAGAGUAGUCAUUAUAGAAGGUCGGGUCCUGCGGGACGGUGCACCAGUCAUGCUUGUUACGUCGACAUUUCUUUUCCGUGGAUGCAAAGAGCAUCCUGCGUCUCUGUUUCGGAGGGUCAGGGAGAAGGCCUGGAGAUACGAUAUCGUUUCGGAAAUGGAAGAGUCGAUACUCCUGAGUAGGGGAUGGUUCACGCAGUAUCCGCCUGUCGUGCCUCUUGUAGGAAAGUCUGCCAUUUUUAUCCUCGAAAGUACAUACAAACACAAAGAUUCUGACGUGGUGGAUUUACAUGUUACAGGAGCAGUUACCAUCGAAGCAAGUGGUGGACAGAGACAGCCAGUUGGAGUUGUCCAUUUCAAGGGCAAAUAUACGGGAAACCCCGUCGUUGACUUCCUUGAGCGCAGAGGAAAGCUGGCACAAGCACACUGUAGGCUCGACAACCCAGGCUUGACAGGGAAAUCAUCUAUGGAUAUCCAAAUGCCCCGAAGCAAUCAGCCGUACGCGCAAUUGUCAAGAGACUUUAACCCCAUUCAUACGUCGCCGAUAUUUGCUGGUCUAGCCGGGCUCCCUGGGACACUAUGCCAUGGAAUGUGCACAUCGGCCAUCGUGGAGACGGUAUUAGAAUACUUAGGGCUGCAGGGAAACCGAGAAAGGCUUCGUCGGUUUGACACUCGGUUUUUUGAAAUGGUUAUGCCCGGAGAGAGGCUCAUCGUGAAGGUUCAACACGUCGGGAUGGUUGACGGGCGGAUGCGCUUCAUGGUACUUGCUUCCCGCAAGGAUAGCGAGGAGCUAGUUCUCGAAGCCGAAGCUGAGGCUGAGCAGCCUAGAACUGCUUAUUUAUUUACUGGUCAAGGAAGUCAAAGCAAAGGAAUGGGCAUGGAUUUAUAUGACACAAGCCCAGUUGCGAAGGCCGUGUGGGAUGAUAUUGAUGAGCAACUGUCUGAUGCUUAUGGAUGGUCCAUUCUGGACAUGGUUCGAAACAACCCCAAGGUCCUUACCAUCCACUUCGGAGGUAGAAACGGGCGACGAAUAAGGCAAAAGUACCUAGAUAUCACGACAGAAGUUGUUCUGGCAGAUGGUAAACGGGUUCAAAAACCUGUAUUUGCCGGACUCACUUCUACUUCCGCUUCUUACACAUUUACACAUCCGAGGGGUCUUCUAUACUCUACACAGUUUGCCCAACCAGCAAUUCUUUUAUUUGAAGCCGCCGCGUUUGCCGAAUUACGCGCCAAGGGAUUCGUGUCACAAGGAGCCUUGUAUGCAGGGCACUCGCUUGGAGAAUAUGGAGCCUUAUCUGCGUUAUCUCGUUCCAUAACCACGGGUGCUCUUGUCGAGCUCGCGUUUUAUCGAGGGUCAGUAAUGCAAGCGUCCGUAUCGCGCGACGAUCAAGGGGCGACAACUUACGGGAUGGUGGCGAUGAACCCUAAACGCGUGGGACAAGCUUUUACACAGUCCACGCUCGGCUACCUUGUUCGCCAGAUCGCGACUCAGAGCCAAGAGUUGCUCGAAAUUGUGAAUUUCAAUAUUGAGGGAGAGCAAUAUGUGUGCUCUGGAACACGAACCUGUACGUGUUGGGAAAAUUGAUCGAUUAUAUAGCGGACGGCUGUGACGAGGCUGAGCCAACACCGAGUCAGUUCGAAGCUGUUAUCGACUCUCUUCUUGCCGAUGCAAGAAUCCUGCCACGCCCCAUCCAGCUUCAGCGCGGGACGGCAACGGUUCCACUAGAAGGAAUCGACGUCCCGUUUCACUCGAGUCAUUUGCGGAAUACAGUUGAUCGAUUCCGCCAGUGCCUCCUGCGGCCAGGCUUCCUGGUGGACAACGUUGAUGUGGAGCAGCUUGUAGGAAGGUAUAUCCCAAAUCUCAUGGCGCGACCAUUUUCAUUGGAG
This is a messenger RNA of Aspergillus versicolor CBS 583.65, 6339 nucleotides long. RefSeq lists its product as uncharacterized. Gene Ontology annotation, biological process: long-chain fatty acid biosynthetic process. Bases 203 to 6037 code for a protein of 1944 amino acids. The record is from RefSeq and is a predicted model, not a curated record. Lineage: Eukaryota; Fungi; Ascomycota; Eurotiomycetes; Eurotiales; Aspergillaceae. The transcript is spliced from 4 exons. Gene Ontology annotation, cellular component: fatty acid synthase complex. Gene Ontology annotation, molecular function: [acyl-carrier-protein] S-acetyltransferase activity; enoyl-[acyl-carrier-protein] reductase (NADH) activity; [acyl-carrier-protein] S-malonyltransferase activity.